AUGCAAGCUAUCCGCCAUCAACUCAUCAAAAUGCAAGCCAUCCGCGUCCACCCAUCACUAUCAACCCCAUACUCCCCGGCAAACCCGGCGCCGACAUCAUCCCUGCACAUAGACACAAUUCCCAUCCCAACCCCAUCCGCAGGCCAACUCCUCAUCCAAAUCAAAGCAACAACCAUCAUCAGGGACAUGCUCACCUGGCCCGAGACAUACGCCAAACCCUACGCAAUCCUCGGCCACGACUUCUCCGGCAUAGUCAGCGCAACGCCCCCAGCCUCCAAAUUCCAAAUCGGUGACGAAGUCUUCGGCAUGGCCCACACAGACCGAGGCUCAACAUGGGCUCAGUACGCCAUCGUGCAAGAAACCGAAGUCGCACCCAAGCCGCGUAUCCCAUGGGCAGAGGCCGCGGCAUUACCCCUUAGCGCGCAGACGGCGUAUGAGGCGCUUUUUGUUCAUGGCUCGCUUGCGGCGCUGGCGGUGGAUCAGGUAGAAAAUCAGGGCCAGGAAGAGGGCCAGGGUGAGAAUGUUGGAAAGCGCGUGCUUGUUACUGGGGCUGCUGGUGGUGUUGGGAUUUGUUUGGUGCAGCUUGCAGCUUGGGCUGGUGCUCAUGUUGUUGCGGCUAGUAGUUCGAAUGGGAGGAAUGAGAAGUUCUUGAAAGAGCUUGGUGCUGAUGAGGUUGUUGAAUAUGGUUCUUUGGGGGGAAAGUUUGAUCUCGUGGUUGAUUGUGUUGGUGGGAAGGUUUUGGAGAGUUGCUGGGGGGUGGUGAAAGAUGAGGGUGUUUUGAUUUCGGUUGAUUCUGCGAGCUUUGAUUUUGUGGAUUUGCACAUGAAGAGUGGGAUUGGAAGGGAGAAUGUCAAGGCCUUGUUUUUUGUUGUUGAGGGUGGGAAGGCUCUUGGGGAUUUGGGGCAACUGGCCAACCGGGGACUCUUGAGGUCUUUUGUUGCUGCUUCAUUCGAGUUUGAAAAGAUCAGGGAGGCUUAUGACUAUGCAAAUGGGAGAUUCGAGGGGAGAGGGAAGGUUGUUCUGACACUUUGA
Molecule: messenger RNA, 1032 nt
Organism: Penicillium salamii
Lineage: Eukaryota; Fungi; Ascomycota; Eurotiomycetes; Eurotiales; Aspergillaceae
Source: the annotation of a GenBank genome assembly